AUGGGCCUUUCCCCAAUUGAGCAGCUACCCGUCGAGCUCCUGCAGCACAUAUUCAUUGAAUCAGGCUGCAGCCUUACGCUGCUGCAAACAGCUCCAUAUAUUGCGACACGACUCUCGUCCGAAUACAUCUACAACUGCACUUGCGACUACUAUCUGACUGAGGUGCAUGGCGAGCAUGGCAAGCAGUCCGCCGCGCAGACCUACAUCUUUGCUUCCAAGUGGAUGACAUGGGACUUCUUCAAGUCAUGGUGUCUGCGGCGGUUCGGUCCUCAAGGUUGCUUGUGUGAUCGCAAACCAGAGGAGGGCUGCUUCGAUGCACAGUGGCCCCCAAACUUCUAUGAUGCGACGACAAUGGUCUUUUCACGAAGCCAUUUGCCGCGUCUUGCUUUUGUCAAAGGCCGGCUACCAAGAAAAUUGCUGCAAGGCCCAUGGUCUCAGGACAAGAUCGAGUUUCUGCGAUUCUUGUUAUGGACUACAAGCAUGAACGUUGAUUGGUGUAACCCCGAGAUGGCCCAAUUAGCCGUCCAAGGCAGGCUCCAGGCGAUCAAGGAACGGAAUCUGGAGGCAGUAGAGCUGUUUAAUAACAAUCGGCGACUAGGUAAACCACCCAGCUUGCAAACAGUGCAUUUUGCUGUCGUAGAAGCUGGUUGCGAUCGCUCCAUCGUGUACGAUACGUUGGAGGGAGCGAAUAUGUGGAAUCGUAGUACUGAUUCCCAUUAUGCUGAAGCAUUGCACAAAUGGUGUGACGAGCAAGUAGCGGCUGGUAGUCGGAAAGGCUUGUGGUUGCGAAAAAAGUUGGAAGAGUCCCUGGUUCUUAGAAAAGGGGACAUCGCAAAUAAAUACGACCCAGGGAAGACGUAUCCGCGAAAGUCAUGUCUGACUACUGAGACUGAGGACUAUGAUGGUGGGCCAGAUGAUCAGCUAGUCGUCAAUGAACUCGAGUGGAAUAAGUCCUAUAUUCUAUUUGGCUGGUUCAGAGUUUCACCAUUCCGAAGCACGGGGAUUCACGGUGUCACAAGAUCUGAUCUCGGAGAUUACUGGGUGCAUAUCUAUGGUCAGCGCCGCAUAUGUAGGGGAAGCUACAGACCCACACCCACGGAUGGACACAAUUUCUGGCUGGAUAUGUGGGUCACGCAGACCAAGCAGCAGACACAUCCGCGGGGCGAGUGA
Bipolaris victoriae FI3 is the source of this 1170-nucleotide messenger RNA. RefSeq lists its product as hypothetical. The transcript has 2 exons. The record is from RefSeq and is a predicted model, not a curated record. Bases 1 to 1170 code for a protein of 389 amino acids. Lineage: Eukaryota; Fungi; Ascomycota; Dothideomycetes; Pleosporales; Pleosporaceae.